This is a messenger RNA of Lottia gigantea (owl limpet), 1320 nucleotides long. RefSeq lists its product as hypothetical. Gene Ontology annotation, biological process: fatty acid biosynthetic process; DIM/DIP cell wall layer assembly. The record is from RefSeq and is a predicted model, not a curated record. Gene Ontology annotation, cellular component: plasma membrane; cytoplasm. The annotation marks the transcript as partial. NCBI's taxonomy places the organism in Eukaryota, Metazoa, Mollusca, Gastropoda, Lottiidae. Gene Ontology annotation, molecular function: 3-oxoacyl-[acyl-carrier-protein] synthase activity; fatty acid synthase activity. The transcript has a single exon.
AUGGCAAGCAGUCAAUUCCCAGUGGCCGUAAUUGGUAUCGGUGUCAGGUUACCUGGCGCUCAGAAUUGCGAGGAGUUUUGGAAGCUAAUGAUUGAUGGUAAAGAUACUGUUGACGAAUUUCCCAAAGAGCGGGCUGAUGAUAUUGACCACGUUCUUUCAUCAUUCCGUGGUCAAUUGGUAGACGAAGACAAACCAUUUUUCACUGGUUCUUUCUUUAAAUCUGUUGACCAAUUCGAUCCUGACCUGUUCCAGAUUAAUCCAAGAGAAGCAUUGUUUAUUGAACCAGAACAAAGAUUCUUUUUAGAAGUAGUGUGGGAGUUGCUAGAAGAUGCAGGAUACGCUUCAAAAAUCAAGGGCACCAAUACAGGAGUGUAUGUUGGCAAUACAGUUAACAAAUACAAGUACAUCCUCAAUGAAAACCAUCCUAGUAUUUCACAUGGUAACCAUUCACCCUUCAUUUCCUCUCGCGUGUCCUUUACCCACGACUUACAUGGUCCAGCAAUGAUGGUAGCUACUGGUUGUUCUUCAUCGUUAUUAGCAGUCCAUUUGGCUUGUCAAGGUCUACUAUCUGGUGAUUGUGAAAUGGCUGUAGCUGGUGGCAUUACUCUGGAUCUUCUACCAAUCAGUGCUAAAACAGACAUAUGGAACCAGCUUGGAAUAACAGGACCUCAUGUUAAAUGUAGAGCUUUCGAUGCCUCUGCUAAAGGCAUUGCCAAAGGAGAAGGAUGUGGUGUUGUUUUAUUGAAGCCUCUGAAGAAGGCAAUCGAAGAUGGGGAUCAUAUUUAUGGAAUACUGGAAGCUACCACAGCCAAUCAAGAUGGUCAUUCCAAUGGUAUAACGGCACCGCAUCCUGUUGCUCAAGCCAAUAUGUUACACCAAGCAUGGAAACUGGCUGACAUUACACCAGACUCUUUAGGAUUCUUUGAAGCUCAUGGAACCGGAACAGAACUGGGAGACCCCAUAGAAAUAUCAGGAAUUACCAAUGCUUUUAAAAUGUCUGGAGUAAAAAUACCACAAGAGGCUGAUCAUAAAAUUCCAAUCGGAUCAGUUAAAGCAAAUAUUGGUCAUCUUGCUGAUGGAGCUGCUGGGGUUGUCGGCCUAAUCAAAUCUUUAUUAUGCCUCCAUCACAAUAGCAUUCCAGGCGCAAUAAACUUUACUAAUCCUAAUCCACAUAUCAACUGGAAAAAGUCACCCGUGGUUGUGAAUUCAGAAACAAAGGAGUGGCUUCCAUCUUCUAAAUCACCAAGAUAUGCCAGUGUCAGUGCAUUUGGUUUACUGGGCACAAAUAUCCACGCUGUUGUAAAGGAAUACAAACCACCU